Molecule: messenger RNA, 1364 nt
Organism: Mangifera indica (mango)
Lineage: Eukaryota; Viridiplantae; Streptophyta; Magnoliopsida; Sapindales; Anacardiaceae
Product: F-box protein At4g18380-like
Exons: 1
Coding region: 187-1209 (340 amino acids)
Molecular function (GO): protein binding
Source: RefSeq, a predicted model, not a curated record
AUCCUCCAACUCCGUCGUUGGGAGGAGUAAUUGUCCUUUAACCGUCCAAUCGAAGAGUAAUCAGUUGCAUAAUUACGUCUGCGACAAUAUGGUCAAAACCGUGUGCCUUUUCGACUUCUGCCUCCUCCUCCUCUUCUUCAAAAACCAACACAGUUUUCCUCCUCCAAUGAACUUAUCAAAACUUUGAUGGAAGUUGUUCAGCAAGACCACUUUGAUCGUCUCCCUGACGCUCUUCUUCUCCUUAUCUUCAACAAACUGCUUGACGUCAAACCACUUUCCCGCUGCCUUCUUGUUUGCAAGCGUUUCUCUAUUCUCAUCCCUCAAACCAACGCUCUCUUUGUCGCCAUUCCUCCUCGCAUUCCACCCUCAAAACCCCCAAAUGGCUUCUGUUUACCCUCCUUGAGAGUCUUCUUGUCCAAACCCUUCAAACCCUUUCGUCGACUCGUCGCUUCCAACUCUCCUUCAACCAGAAGAAUCUCCGCCGCUCACCAUUCUUUAAAUAAUGCGUUGAACAAGUUCCAACAUGUCAAAUCUAUUCACAUUCAGUUUCCCUUUUCCGGCAACGGGAUCGAUUUGGUGGGUGGCGAUUGUCUGAUGAAAUGGAAAGCAGAGUUCGGUGGACAGCUUAAAUCUUGCAUUAUACUCAGCGCCACUUCAUAUUUUCCUACAGAAGUAAAACAGUUACAAGAACAAGAAGAAGAGCGGUUUUUAACAGAUGAUGAGCUCAGAGUUCGAAUAAUAUGGACUAUUUCAUGCUUGAUUGCAGCGUCCGCUCGGCAUCAUUUCUUGAAGAAGAUUUUGUUGGACCAUCCGAGUCUUGAGAGUGUGUUGAUAACUGAUGAGAAGAAGCAAGGGAAGAUGAGCAUGGGGCGGGAAGAGCUGGCUGAGAUGAGGGGUUACAUAGGGUCGUUUUCGGCGUCCAAACUGCUGUCGUCGAUGGAGAGAACAAAAGUGCCUGACUUGAGCAUCACGCUGUGGUAUGCGCCGGAGUUGGAGUUACCGGUGUCAGGAUACAGGAUGAAAGGAGCUACAUUGGUGGUGAUUAGGCCUGUUGAUGACGGGGAGUUGAUGAGGAAGGGAUUGAGUGAUGGUGAAUUGAUGGGAAGUGGGUUUGAUGGAGAUCAUGGAGAAGAGAUUGUUUUUGCAGAAGCUGUUAAGGAGAUGAUGAAGAUGAAGAAGAGUUAUAUGAUGACAAUGAAUUCCUUUUAAGCUAGUUAUUGUAUCAUGUCUUGAAUGUUUUCACUUGUUUCAUUUAAUUUUUUUCUACUUUGUAAGCAAUCUUCACAAAGAUUUAGGCUUUGUAUUCAUGUAAUUAUGCUUAAUUGAUAGAUCAAUAGAAUUGAAACUGUUUUAUAUGCAUUCAA